AGAGGCAGGAUACCCCAGAACAGCUAUGUCCCCAGUUCCUAUGCUCUGAGGCCACCGAGUGGAAAGCAGCAGUAAGAAUUGGUGAGAGGACACAAGGGCUAUUGUCCCUAAGUGCAGACAGAGGCACCAGAGAACAAAAUGAGGGGUGGCUAGAACUUAGCCUACCUAGACCCUGGCACAAGCUCCCAAAUUCUAGCAGACUCACAGGACCAGCCAAGAAAAUGCAGGACUAUGGUCCCCAGGCUUCCUGUUCGGUGUACCUGCUGCUGCUACCACUAUUGUCUAUGCCAUUUAUUGCAGUCCAGAGCUUCCUGUACCCUCAAUCUAUCCAAAAACCCUAUCCUGAGGAAACUGCUAGGUUCUUCAAUUAUCAAUUCAGUAAGUCAACCAAGAUUGGGGUAGAUGAGGAAGAUCCCCUGCAGUAUUGUGAAGGUGACUUUGACAUUUACUUCGUCUUUGACAAGUCCAAAGCCGUAACUUCGUGGAAUGACUUGUACACAUCCUGGGAAGAUUUGGUGGAGAAAUACGUGAACCCCAAACAGCAUAUGAGCUUCAUUCUGUUUGAUACCAGAGCUUCAAUCAAAACGCCACUCAUCUCAGAAAGGUGGAAGAUCCGCCAAGAGCUCACCAAACUUGACAGCCAGGUGUUAGAAGGAGCGACAAAUCUACAGAAAGGACUGGAAAAGGCUAACGAACAGAUCCAAAAUGUCAACUCGGGAGCCACUAAGAGGUCUAGUCUGAUCAUUGCUGCCGUUUGGGGGGAAUUGACACCACAAGUAUUGAAGGAGUCUAAGGACGAGGCUGAUAAAGCUCGGAGCAUGGGAGCCUAUGUUUACUGUGUCGGUCUAAACUCCUCUGAGAGACAAAAGUUGAAUGAGAUCACAGACAAUGAGGAAAAUGUGUUCAUUUUGGAUGGCCAGUCGAAUCGGUUCCAUUCCAUAGUAGACGAGAUUGGCACAAUGGCCUGCCUUGAACUCCGAACUGUUGAGUUUCCAUGCAUAGGAGAAAAUCGCCCAGUGAUCUUAAGAGGAUACGGCUUCCACAACCCAAAGAAUUCCAGUGAAGUCAUUUGCAGAUUCAAGUUCACCAACUCCACGAUCAUCGAUGAAAGUCCGAUCGAUAAGAACUCCACUGUCAUAUUUUGUCCUGCACCAAAACUGAAGCAACCUGGACAAACCAUCUUAGUUGAAGUAAGCCUGAACAGAGGAAGAGAGUUCCUUGCCCACACCAUCCCUGUGAAUACUUCUAACUGUGUACCUCCGCCAGUGACUACCACCUCUACCCUCCCAACAACUCUCACAACUUCAACAAGCCCUGUCCCAACAACUCCACUCCCUCCUCCUCCCCCUCCACUCCCUCCUCCUCCACCCCGUCCUGUCCCACCUCCUGCACCUCCUCCUCCUCCUCCUCCUCCGCCGCCGCCGCCGCGGCCACCUCCACCUCCAGCCAUUGUUCGUCCACCAGCUGAGCCAAGCAAGGAAGUUUUGCUCAGCACAGUGGUCCUGCUCCUGAUGCUGGUCCCCGUGUUGCUGUGGUGGGUCUGGUGGCUGUGCUGCAGGUCGCCUGUCAAGGCACGGCCAGCACCUGCACCACAACCAAAGAAAGAAAAGCCCCCUCCUCCAGUGCCUCCCCCAACUCCACCACCACCACCACCACCACCACCACCACCACCACCACCACCACCACCACCAGUGAAAGCACCCCCCAUCGUGAUCAUUUGCUGCAGUACCUGCUACGAUGUAUGUGUGAGAAGAGGUGAAGAGGGGCCGUACAUCAACCUUGACCUCCUGGCGGACCUCUGUUCUCAAGCUCCCAGCACCUCGAAGGCCGGCUUCCUCUCAUUGGAGGAGUACCUGUCCCUGGCCUCCUGUUCCAAGUGCCACCAUCUCCCACACCGUUGUCCCAGGCUAUUUCCUUUGCUCCCUCCCCCUGCCCGGGUGUCUCCCAAAGCCCCAUUGUCGCUCCUUCCCACGCAGCAGACCUCUCAGAAGCCACAAAGACAAGAUUGAGAGUACUUGGCUGCUAAUUGGGACCCAUGUAUCUGUUCUUGGAUUUCAAUGUUAAAAGAGUUGGAUUUUUUUUAUUAGGAAGUUUGUCAUCCAAAGGUAAGCCGCAGAUGUGUUUCUGGGGCACCCAGAACGACAAAACUUAGUGGUGUCACAUGGCUGGGCACCAAUGAGUUCUACGGCCACAGGUUCUUAAGUCAAGCUCUAUAUGAAGAGCAAUCCCAAAUUCAUCCUGAGAGUAAACUUCACAGCCGUGGAAGCAUGCCUGGGGCUACAGGCGUAUACCAUUGCAUGUCAAAUACUUAACUACCUGAGCCACCUUUUAGUCCAGUGGUUCUCAACCUAUGGGGCAUGACCAAUUUGGGGGUCGCAUAUCAGGUAUCUGGCAUAUCAGACAUUUAUUUACAUUAUGAUUCAUAAAAGUGGCAAAAUUACAAUUAUAAAGUAGUAACAUGAUGCUUUAUACUUGAUGUUUGGGGGUCACCACAACAUGAGGAACUGUAUUAAAGGGUCUCAGCAUUAGGAGAGAAGCUCUACGGCCCCGUUCUAGUGCCUUGGUCAACCUUUUUCUUUGUUAUGGGUUUUGUUUUGCAAAGAAGUUUCAAGUCAUGCAUAUACAGAGAUUUUUUAACUAAAGUCCGAGUGUUACUACUCCACUGUCAGGAAGAAGUAUAUCGGACAAAGGCAUCAGAUGGCAGGACCCACGUACAGUCCAUGGCGUGGGGCAGGGUCCAGAGAGAAGGGACACAGAUAUCCCUGGAGUGUAUUUACCCUGAGCACAUCACCCAAGAUGACUUGUAGAUGUGUCCAGACCAGCCAUGGCAGGCAAGCUCUCAAAGGGUAUCAGGACACUAGAUCCCUGGAAACCCAGAGAAUAAAUGUAGCCAAGAAAAAUGUAGGCAUGCAAGAGAAAUGGCAUCUAUUCCCUAGAAGCAAUAUGUUUUACGGCUGUCUCUACCUGGUUUGGGGAAUAAGGCUCAGUCCACAUUUCCCUGCCCUGGGCUCUCUAUGUGCAUUUCAUACGUAUCCUACCCUUCUCUAAUCUGGGACCCCACCUAGCAUGUGCCGAUCCAGUUUGCUGAUUCACUGACCGUGAAAGGCCAGUUCAUGAACACAGUGGGAGCCUUUGUGCCCUGGCCUUCAUGAAUUAGAGUCUUGCCCCUGCUUAGGAGCCAUAGGACUUAGGGGGAAAAGCUUCCUCCACUCUGGCCAUCCACAGGGACCCUCACCAGACUCUCUGCAGUGAUCAGUGUCAGAGACAGCAAGAGGGAAAGAGCAACAUCACCAAGUCCCCCUCGUCACUUUCAGUCCCUCAUGAAAAGGAAGAUGGGGUAUGGCCCCCCACUUACCUGACUCGCAAAGAGAGUGUGUUUAGCUCCACUACCCGUUGAGCCUCAGCCCCUGUGUCUUAGGGAGAAGCAGGAUAUUUUCAGGUAAGUCUCACUUUGGAGCAUCACCAAGCUGAAAUAGAAUUGAUGCUUAGCCUAGACCACGGUGGUAGAGACUCCAUGAGUGAACAUCAUUCAAAGCCUGUGGUGACCUCUUAGAAGAGUCAAAAUGAGUCAAGAUGGCCGAAGUGAUGAGUGGCCCUGACAAACUGCCCGGCAUUCUUCCUACAAAUGGUGGCACAUGACCGGAUGGACAGUAGCUUGUGCCACCUUCCAUACCGAUCUCUCUGGGGACAGCUUGCAUGCCAAGCAGCAUCAAAAACGGCUGACGGGCUGAGCCUUCCGGGGAUCCUCUCAAAUGUGCGAGGUCCCUCAGGGAUUCAGUAGGGAUGGAAGGUUUUCAUUGACACCUACUGACAGCAGCCUGGCUGGUAAAGAUGUCUGCGAGCCUAGUCUUUACCGUGAGCGAGAGACAGAAGCACAGCUGUAUUCCCAGUUACAAGACCCUCAGCCUUCUGUCUGUCUGGGCCCAGCUUCCCUGGUGCUACCAGGUGCUUCCCUGGUCCCGGGCCACCUCUCUGACAUAGAAUGAGAGGACCCAGGGGUCUUGCUGUAUGUACUGUAAGGAAGAAAACCUGACAGUCUCCGAUUCCCCUUCCCAGAGGCCAGAAGUGCAACUCUGUCCCUGGUCAAGGGUGACUUUGAGCACUUGUGACCUCAGCCAAGUCAGAAGACAAGGAGGAGGCUCUGCCCUCUCCAGCAGAGAACAUGCCUAUUGUGCCAGAGAUACUCCCAGAAGACAUCUCUCUGGUGCAGAACUGGGUACCAGGUUCUCUAUAACGCUGAGGACAGCAGUUUCCCCAUUUAUUUCAAAUGCUCUGUGAUUUUUCACAAGACAAGGGUCACAGGUAUAGCUGACCAGACACUUGGAUUGUAGGACCCAUAAAUCAGUAUUAGCAAAGUGGUCAGUCAUAUUCCUUCCUCACCAGUGUCUCUGGUGUGCCCUUUCUAUGUCUGGGCUGCAGAAAGGAACGAACGCAUCCUAAUAUGGGGUCGUGUACGUUAUACUAUGUUUCUUCAUCCCACUUGAGCAUCGUUCCCCAUCCUGUUGCAGUUAAUUCGAAUGUAUCAUGGUUUAUUUGAGACCGCUAGAGCACAUCCCUCUAUCUACUACUACAGAUAGUUUUAUUCCUUUAUUUCCUUUCUACAGCGUGUCUUUUUGUUUUAUUCGUAUUUUGUUUCAGUUUUGGUUUUUGAGACAGGAUUUCUCUGUAUAGCCCUGGCUCUCUUAGAACUCACUCUGCAGACCAGGGUGGCCUCAAAGCUCAGAUCUGCCUGCCUCUGCCUCUGCUUCCCGAGUGCUGGGAUUAAAGGCGUGAGCCACCAUUACCUGGGCAUUAUGCCGUUUUAAAUAAAGUACUUUCCUUAAAAUUUUUAUAACAUUAAUCUGUGGCAUAUUAUUUUUGUUUUGAGAUAAGGUCUCACUUUGUGCUUUGGGCUGGUCUCUCACCCAUAGUGUUAAGAUUAUGGGAAUAUAAUAUGAAGUUAUAAUUUUACACAUAAGAGUAGCUUUUAUAAGUAAUCUGCCUUUGCAGCUUACGAAACCCUUGCCUAUAGCCUCUCAAAUUGAAACCCUGUACACACCCAGAAGCUACCCAGCAUUCUUCGAUAUGACAUGGCAAAUUAUUUCACUGAACACACUGCAAUUCCCUCCAUCAGACUUGGUUGCUGUCCAUGUUUGUGUGCGUUUUCUGGGCAGCAUCAGAUGAAAGCCUCAGCUGACUGAAAGCUGUUAAUAAAC
This is a messenger RNA of Rattus norvegicus (Norway rat), 5195 nucleotides long. RefSeq names its product ANTXR like 3 (gene Antxrl3). The coding region runs from base 222 to 2009 and encodes 595 amino acids. Gene Ontology annotation, molecular function: signaling receptor activity. The record is from RefSeq and is marked validated. Gene Ontology annotation, cellular component: membrane. The transcript has 16 exons. NCBI's taxonomy places the organism in Eukaryota, Metazoa, Chordata, Mammalia, Rodentia, Muridae.